Molecule: messenger RNA, 520 nt
Organism: Sitodiplosis mosellana (orange wheat blossom midge)
Lineage: Eukaryota; Metazoa; Arthropoda; Insecta; Diptera; Cecidomyiidae
Product: heat shock protein 70 B2-like
Exons: 1
Molecular function (GO): ATP binding; ATP-dependent protein folding chaperone
Source: RefSeq, a predicted model, not a curated record
UCUGAGGCCGAACAAUAUCGUGAAGAUGAUGAGAAACAACGCGAAAGAAUUUCUGCUCGUAACAGCCUGGAAGCAUAUGUAUUCAGUGUGAAACAAGCAAUCGACCAAGCUGGUGACAAAUUGAGCGACGAUGAUAAAUCAAAGGCACGUAAUUGCUGCGAGGAAGCCAUCAAAUGGAUUGAUAGCAACGGAUUGGCCGAUAAAGAUGAAUUUGAACACAAAAUGCAAGAAGUCAGCCAGAUUUGCUCGCCAAUCACGACGAAGAUCCACACUGGUGGAGCGGGAAGUGGACCAAGCAGCUGCGGCCAACAAACUGGAAACAACUUCAACAGUCAGCGUGGUCCAAAAAUUGAAGAGGUCGAUUAAAUAAAUCAUGAUGAACAAAUAAACCAAAGUCAUAAUGCACAAAUUUGUUGACUAGUUGAUAAGGAAAAUUUGAAUUCAAAAUCACAGUCAAUGUAACUAGAGUUAAGGAAAAUAAAUAAACUAUUUAAUUUAUUCGGUAUGUUGAAUCAACAAA